CUCUAAUGAUGUGCUAACAGGAGCAGACAUAGCAUCUGGCCCUGUGUGGAUGGAGUACAUAGCCUUUCUAAAAUCAUUGCCGGCUGUGAAUGCUCAAGAAGAAUCACACAGGAUGACUACUGUGAGGAAAGUCUAUCAGAAGGCAAUUGUUACUCCUACACAUCACAUUGAACAACUUUGGAAGGACUAUGAAAAUUUUGAAAAUUCUGUCAGUCGUCAGUUGGCUAAAGGACUCAUAUCUGAAUAUCAGCCCAAAUAUAAUAGUGCCAGGGCAGUUUACAGGGAGAGGAAGAAGUAUGUUGAAGAAAUUGAUUGGAAUAUGCUUGCUGUACCACCAACUGGAUCCUACAAGGAGGAAAUGCAGUGGGUGGCGUGGAAGAGACUUUUAUCCUUUGAAAAGUAAGAAGCAUGUGCCAUUUUUCUUUUUCAGCUAAUUGUUUGUAUUAUAUGUGUACAAGUGAAGAAUAAUUCUCACCUUACAUCGAUUAGUGAGGUGGUUAGAAUAAUGUGUAUAAGUGAAGAACAAUUCUCAUCUUACAAACUGGUUUUGUAAGGAUGAUUUAGACUUAAACACACAAUUCUUGCAAUUUCUAUAUGGUAUCAAAGUCUAUCCUAGGUAGUGUUGUUUGGUUUAUCAGGCCACUUGUUAUUUGGCCGUCAUCAAAUCACUUACAAUAUCCAUUCAUGCAAACUAUAAUAUAUACACUUCAGAAGUCCAAUUCUUAGUGUGAGGAUGUGUUUUAGAGAUCUCACAUCGACUAGUGAGAUGGUCAUACUAGUGUGUAUAAUUGGGGAGUGAUCCUCACCUUACAAGCCAAUUUUGUAAGGAUGAGUUAGACCCAAACAUAAAAUUCAUGCAAUUCCUAUAAAGGAAAAUUGAGAAAAGUAAAACACCAACUUAAAAGAACUAUUUAAUAUCUCUACCCAUUUGAAAAUCCAAAUUUUAAAAGAAUUCUUUUUGAGUGUAUCAUCAAUCAACUAUGUGGAAUGUUCUGUCAUAGACCAACUCUCUCCAAAUCUUAAGCUGUUAAGUAGAGGUCUAUCAUUGAUCUUUGUCUCUCUUAACACAACUGUUCACACAAGAGUCUUUGGGCUUAAAGUGAGGACAAUGCCAAGACUCACUUUCUCUGUGCUUAAAUUUAUUAUUGUUAUGAAGAAUUGGGAGCAUGAGAGUAGAGUUUUACUCUGUAACUUGUUCGCUAUAAUCACUGUAUUUUCAACUAUUUAGUUCAGGCUUGUCAAGUGACAAUUGUACUUUGUAACAUACUCCUAGCCUUUUUGGUUUCUUGUGUAUAUAUAGCUAAUCUUUGAUCUUUUAUAAGUGCGUAAUUGAUUUUCUCAGAAUACGAAGCUUCUUUUCUUACUUUUUCUCAGCAAUCUAAUAUAGUACCAUGAGCACGAUUCUAACACUAGAUCCAAGCUCCAAGGUUUUUGAUCAAAAUCCUCUUCCUCCACCUCCAUUGGUCAAUGCGGGGCCUAUUUCUGCCUUCCCACUGGUAUCAAAUGUGGUGGCUGCUAAUUUUUCUCAUUCAAUUUCUGAAAAAAUUGAUUUGAAAGAUCAUCUUCUAUUGAUUUAGCAAGUUAAACUAGUGAUUAAAGGCCAUCAAUUACGUCAGUACCUUGUAAAUCCCCAAAUUCCUCGAAAAUACCUAAAUAUUGCCAAUUAUGAGGCUUGUAGAAUUUUUGAUUCCUACCUUGCUUGGGAACACGAAGAUCAACUCCUUCUCUUGAUGCAAUCCUCAAUCUCACGUGAAAUGCUUGUGCAUGUGUUGGUUGUAAAACCUCGUGGAAGCUUUAGGAUAAAAUCCAUGCCAACUUCCAUUUGCACAGAUGCUCAUCAAUUUCUCAUUGAGCUUUGCAACACUAUGUAGGAAAAUAGCAUGAUCUUUGAAUUAUUUUUCCUCGUAUUAAACCCUUGGUUGAUGCUCACAUUGCAAUUGGCAAUGCAAUAUCUCCUAAAAAGCACCUCAAUAUCAUACUUAAAGGCUUGUUGGAAGAGUACAAAUCCACCGUCUUUAAUCAUUAGCAAGUUUAGUCCAUUUUUGAUCAAUGAUGUAGAAACUCUCUUGUUGGCGCAAGAGGCUCAUCUGGAUAAGCUUAAGAAGACUCAAGCCUCUGUUAACAUUGCCAAGUCUGGUUCAUCUGCUUUGCCUCUGCCUUCAAAUCUGCUACAAGUUAAUGUCGCCAAACACACUUCUAACCUACAUUUGAUUCUUUUGCUGGUAGAAGCAAUUUCUCUUCUUGUGGUAAUCAAUCUAGUUAUGGUAGCCAUUUUGGUGGCCAUUGGGGUUGAGGUUGUUCUAUUAUUUAGUGUCAAGUUUGCCAUGAGUAUAGCCAUGAUGCCUCAAUUUGUUAUCAUAGGUUUGAGGAGCACUUUGUUCCUAUUGUACCACAUGACACUCCAGGCUAUGGUAAUUUUGUGCCAACUCUGUGGUACUUGAAUCGGUGGCCAUCAUACUCAUUUCAAUCUUCAUGUCCUUUUUCUCAUGUUCCAGCUAUGCCACACUUUGUCCUUCCUCUAUGAAUUGGAUUGGAUUAGGCCUCCUUCACAGCCAGCUCCAAUAUCUGCUCUUAGGCCUCAAGCUACGCUCACUGGUGUUGAUUCUCUUGCACAAGCACAUUGGUAUCUUAAAUUGGGUGUCUCUCAUCAUGUUACUAAUGCUUCACAAAACAUUCAACAACAAACUCCUUUUGAAGGACCAGAUCAAAUUGUUAUGGGAAUGGUCUGGGCCUUAGUAUUCAUUUUGCAAUUACUAAUUUUUUUCCUAUUAAUUCCAAAAUUCCAGUUGUGCUCAAUAAUCUGUUAUAUAAGUGUUAGUCAAUUUGCUAAAAAUAACUCUGUUUUUUGAGUUUCAUCUAUCUUUCUACUUGGUUAAAUUCAAAGGGUACCAAGGAGGUUCUCCUCAAAGACACAAUGGAUCCUGAUGGUCUUUAUCAAUUUCCAUCCAUACUAUAUAUGUCAACUAUCUCCAACUUUCAUACUUUUGAUUACUUGGAUAUACUUGAAUAUCAAACUUAGAAUGAUUGAAUGCUAGAGGAGGUUGAUCCUCAACCCUUUAUUUAUAAUGAUUAGAAAUAAAUUACAAUUAUGAUGAGAUCCCUUUAUUAUAGGGAUUAUACAAUCAGACAUUAAAUACAAUAAAACGGUAACUUAACAAGAAUAAUAAAAACAAAAAUAUGAAAUAAUAAUGGUAGAGAUCAAAUGAAAAUCUGGAACAAAUCUUAGAUGGUAAUAUUGAUCAAAUCUCAACACUCCCCCUUAAGCUGGAGCAUAUAGAUCAUAAACCUCUAGCUUGGAACAAAUGUAGGAUAUCCUCAGCCCUCUGAGAGACCUAGUAGAAAUAUCUGUUGGCUAAUCAUUAGAAUUGACAAAAGAAGUGGUAACGUUUUCAAAAACUAUCUUCUCCCGCAUAAAAUGACUAUCAAUUUCAAUGUAUUUUGUUUGCUUAUGGAAGACUGGAUUAGAUGCUAUGUGCAAGGUUGCUUGGUUGUCACAAAUAAGUUUCAUGUACUCAAUUUUGCAAAACUAAAGUUCACUUCGGAGUUGCUUUGGCCAAAUCAGCUCACAAAUAGUAAUAGACAUAGCACGGUGUUCUGCCUCUGCACUAGACCUUGGCAUAGUUUGUUGUUUCUUACUCUUCCAUGAAAUUAGAUUUCCACCAAUUAAAACCCAAUAUCUAGAGGUUGAUUGGCUAUAACUUAGGGAACCAGACCAAUCUACAUCUGUAUAUACUACAAUAUCAAUGUAACCUCUAUUGUCAUAAACUAACCCUUUUAUAGGAGACCCUUUUAUAUAUCUCAAAAUUUGAACCACAACAUCCUAGUGACUUUUGCAUGGAGAAUUGAGAAAUUGACUAACAAUGACUACAUAGGAUAUGUCAGGUCUAGUCAUGGUAAGAUAAUUCAAUUUCCCAACUAGUCUACGGUAUCUUUUUGGAUUCGGGAAAGACUCCCCCUAAUCUGGCAUAGGCUUGGUAUUUGGAUUAGUGUUGUCAAAUGGCCGUUAUGGCAGCGCCAUAACGGUAUGGCAGCGCCAUAACGGUAUGGCAGCUGCUGUCGCGAUCCCUUAUGGCUGUUUGGCCUAUGUAUGGAGGGGAAUUUUGCAUAUGGCGGCCAUUACGGCGAUAACUGCAUGGCGGUCCAAGGCAUUCAUGGCACCGUUAUGGGCCUCAAUUUUUCAUUUUUUCUGGUUUGGGCCCGAGUUCUUUCCUAGGUUGGGCGACCCAUUAACUUAAUUUUGUAAAAUAGGGUUGCUGUAGCCUGUAGAAACCCUAAUGCACAUUGGCCUCUCCUUCGUGCAACCAUAGUAGUCAAUAGUGGGCGGAGCGGCCGCAAUCGCGGCACAUCGGAGCAGAGCGGCCCAACCCCACCAUUUGGAUGCUGUCGUGUCGCAGAUGAGUGUCGUGGCCAGAGCGGCCAGAAACGCGAGAA
This is a messenger RNA of Cajanus cajan (pigeon pea), 4431 nucleotides long. NCBI's taxonomy places the organism in Eukaryota, Viridiplantae, Streptophyta, Magnoliopsida, Fabales, Fabaceae. The record is from RefSeq and is a predicted model, not a curated record.